Messenger RNA from Prunus avium (sweet cherry), 4929 nucleotides. RefSeq names its product CLIP-associated protein (gene CLASP). NCBI's taxonomy places the organism in Eukaryota, Viridiplantae, Streptophyta, Magnoliopsida, Rosales, Rosaceae. The record is from RefSeq and is a predicted model, not a curated record. Gene Ontology annotation, molecular function: microtubule binding. Gene Ontology annotation, cellular component: cytoplasmic microtubule. Gene Ontology annotation, biological process: microtubule cytoskeleton organization.
AUCUUCUCCUUCAAUCUAGCCAAAAAAGCCAAACUACCCUCUCUGUGUCUCUUUCUCUCACUAAAAUUAUCCCUCUCUAAAAUCUAAACCAACAUCUUUCUUCAACCUUCAGACGCGGGAGAAGACCCUGUGAAUUUAGCCACACUCAUCCUCUGAAUCUCUUUCACACACUCUCUCUCUAUCCACAUUUCACUUUCAGUCACUCACUAACUCCACCAACACCAAACGCCAUUUAUCUCUCUCCUUCAUCACUCCCUCUAUCCUAUGCCCUAAUUCCACACCAAAUCCACCAGAUCUGAGCCCGCCCGCACCAGAUCACGCCCCUAGCGAACCCUAACCUUGCUCCGAUGGAGGAAGCUCUGGAGCUCGCACGUGCCAAGGACACGAAGGAGCGCAUGGCGGGAGUGGAGCGCCUGCAUCAGCUUCUGGAAGCGUCGAGAAAGAGCCUGAGUUCGUCGGAGGUGACGUCGCUUGUCGACUGCUGCAUGGAUCUUCUCAAGGACAAUAAUUUCAGAGUCUCUCAGGGCGCUCUGCAAGCCCUAGCCUCCGCUGCUGUGCUCUCCGGCGACCACCUCAAGCUCCACUUUAAUGCGCUUGUUCCCGCCGUCGUCGAGCGUUUGGGCGAUGGAAAACAGCCUGUUCGCGACGCCGCUCGGAGACUCCUGCUUACUCUCAUGGAGGUUUCUUCUCCAACAAUCAUUGUUGAAAGAGCAGGAUCUUAUGCCUGGGCACACAAAAGUUGGAGAGUUCGAGAAGAGUUUGCACGAACUGUCACCGCAGCAAUUGGACUUUUUGCAGCUACUGAACUUCCACUUCAGAGGGCUAUACUUCCUCCUAUUCUGCAGAUGUUGAAUGAUUCAAAUCCUGGUGUAAGGGAAGCAGCUAUAAUGUGCAUUGAGGAGAUGUAUACGCAGGCAGGGCCUCAAUUCCGUGAUGAACUUCAGAGGCACCAUCUUCCUAUGUCUAUGGUGAAGGAUAUUAAUGCAAGGCUAGAGAGGAUUGAACCUAAGGUUCGUUCCUCAGAUGGACUUACCAGCAAUUUUAGUGCUGUAGAAACAAAGCAUGUGAGCCAUAACCCCAAGAAAAGUAGUCCAAAGGCCAAGAGUUCCUCAAGGGAGGUGUCUCUUUUUGGAGGGGAAAAUGAGGCUACUGAAAAAUCCGUAGACCCUAUUAAAGUUUAUUCAGAGAAGGAACUAAUAAGGGAAAUUGAGAAAAUUGCUUCAACCCUUGUACCAGAAAAAGACUGGUCAGUUCGCAUUGCUGCAAUGCAGAGAAUUGAAGGGCUUGUAUAUGGAGGUGCUACUGACUAUCAAUGUUUCCGGGGACUCUUGAAGCAACUUGUUGGCCCUCUGAGCACACAAUUAUCUGAUCGAAGGUCUAGCAUAGUAAAGCAGGCUUGCCAUCUGUUGUGCUUCUUGUCGAAGGAGCUUUUGGGAGAUUUUGAGGCAUGCGCGGAGAUGUUCAUUCCAGUUCUUUUCAAGCUGGUUGUGAUUACUGUACUUGUAAUUGCAGAGUCAGCAGAUAACUGCAUAAAAACGAUGUUGCGUAAUUGUAAAGUUGCUCGUGUGCUUCCUCGAAUUGCUGAUUGUGCAAAGAAUGACCGUAAUGCAGUACUUCGUGCAAGGUGUUGUGAUUAUGCACUGUUGAUACUAGAGUAUUGGGCUGAUGCACCAGAAAUACAACGAUCAGCGGAUUUGUAUGAAGAUCUAAUAAGGUGUUGUGUGGCAGAUGCAAUGAGCGAGGUCCGAUCGACUGCAAGAAUGUGCUAUAGAAUGUUCUCAAAAACAUGGCCAGAGCGUUCCCGACGAUUAUUUUCACUAUUUGAUCCUGUUAUUCAAAGGUUAAUCAAUGAAGAGGACGGGGGAAUACAUAGGCGUCAUGCUUCUCCUUCUGUUCGUGAUAGGGGUGUGUCAUAUACUCCCCAGCCAUCUGCUGCUUCAAAUUUACCUGGAUAUGGAACUUCUGCUAUUGUUGCAAUGGAUAAAAGUUCAAGUUUAUCCUCAGGCACUUCUCUAUCUUCAGGACUACUUUUGUCACAAGCUAAAUCACUUGGUAAAGGUACUGAACGUAGUCUGGAAAGUGUGUUGCAUGCAAGCAAACAGAAGGUCAGUGCAAUUGAAAGCAUGCUUAGAGGUUUGGAUUUGUCUGAGAAACAUAAUUCAACUCUCCGGUCAUCAAGUCUGGAUCUAGGAGUUGACCCUCCAUCAUCUCGUGAUCCACCAUUCCCUGCUGCUGCCCCAGCUUCUAAUCAUCUUUCAAACUCUUUAAUGACAGAUUCAACUACUUCAAGUAUCAAUAAAGGUAGUAACCGCAAUGGUGGCUUGGUUUUGUCUGAUAUCAUUACACAAAUUCAAGCUUCCAAAGAUUCUGGUAAAUCGUCAUAUCGCGGCAAUCUCUCAGCUGAAGCUAUGCCGACUGUAUCAUCAUACACAAUGAAGAGAGCUUCUGAGAGAGGCCAAGAAAGGGGUUUCAUUGAAGAGAACAAUGACAUUAGGGAGGCUAGGCGAUUUACAAACUCUCAAAUUGAUAGGCAGUAUGACUCACCUCACAGAGAUGGAAACUUUAGGGACUCGCAUAAUAAUUACAUCCCCAAUUUUCAAAGGCCGCUCUUAAGAAAGAAUGUGACUGGAAGGAUGUCUGCAGGUAGGAGGAGAAGUUUUGAUGAUAGCCAGCUCUCAAUGGGGGAAAUGUCCAAUUAUGUAGAAGGUCCCACAUCUCUAAAUGAUGCACUGAGUGAGGGACUAAGUCCAUCUUCUGACUGGAAUGCUAGGGUUGCCGCGUUCAAUUAUCUCCGGUCUUUGCUGCAGCAAGGUCCAAAAGGCAUUCAAGAAGUGAUUCAGAAUUUUGAGAAAGUGAUGAAGUUGUUUUUCCAACACUUGGAUGAUCCCCACCAUAAAGUUGCACAAGCAGCUCUUUCAACACUUGCAGAUAUUAUUCCAUCUUGCCGUAAGCCCUUCGAAAGUUACAUGGAAAGGAUCUUACCCCAUGUUUUCUCACGGUUAAUUGACCCAAAAGAGUUAGUUAGGCAGCCUUGCUCAACAACUUUGGAUCUUGUUAGCAAAACUUACAGUGUAGAUUCCCUCUUGCCUGCUUUGCUACGUUCACUAGAUGAACAGCGGUCACCAAAGGCCAAAUUAGCUGUUAUUGAAUUUGCUAUCAGUUCCUUUAACAAGCAUUCAAUCAACACUGAAGGUUCUGGUAACAGUGGCAUCCUUAAAUUAUGGCUUUCUAAGUUGACACCAUUGGUCCAUGAUAAAAAUACUAAACUAAAGGAGGCAGCCAUUACAUGCAUGAUAUCUGUCUACUCCCACUUUGAUUCAAUAUCAGUCUUGAAUUUUAUUCUUAGUUUGUCAGUUGAAGAACAAAAUUCUUUGAGAAGAGCCUUGAAACAGUAUACUCCUCGCAUUGAAGUGGACCUUAUGAACUUUUUGCAAAACAAGAAAGAGCGACAGCGCCUAAAGUCUUCUUAUGAUCCAUCUGAUGUAGUUGGAACAUCUUCUGAAGAAGGAUAUGUUAGCAUCUCAAAGAAGAGUCACUUCUUUGGGAGGUACUCUGCUGGUUCUGUUGACAGUGAUGGUGGCAGGAAGUGGAGUUCAACCCAAGAAUCAGCCAUUGUCACCGGCAAUGCUGGCCAAACAGCUUCUGAUGAAGCUCGGGAGAAAUUGUAUCAGAAUUUUGAGACUGGUUCCAACAAUGAUGUUCUCAAUUCAAAAUCGAAGGAUCAGUCUUACACAAUCAAUCCUGUGAGUCAGAACUUGGGAUCCUGGACUAGCCCACUGGAUAAUAUUGAUGGUAGAGUAAAUUUGGAAGGCUUGUCUGCUACUCCUUGCAUGGACGUUAAUGGUCUUUUGAGCUUGGACCAUAUAGGGGCUGGUGAAAGCAUUGGGCAUGAUAGUGAAGCUCCCACUGACUUGGACCCUAAUCAUGAAAAACUUAAAGCUUUGAAAGCUAAUUCUACACCAGACGCAGGUCCCAGUAUUCCUCAGAUACUUCACCUGAUUGGCAAUGGAACUGAGGAAAGUCCUACAGCAAGUAAACGUGGUGCGCUUCAACAGUUAAUUGAAGCUUCUCUAGCUAAUGAGCACUCUGUUUGGACCAAGUAUUUUAAUCAGAUUUUGACAGUUGUACUUGAGGUAUUGGAUGAUUUUGAUUCCUCAAUUCGGGAACUCUCUCUUUCAUUGAUCAUUGAAAUGCUUAAGCACCAGAAAGAUGCCAUGGAAGAUUCUGUUGAGAUUGUAAUUGAGAAGCUGCUUCAUGUUACGAAGGAUGUAGUUCCCAAAGUUUCAAAUGAAUCGGAGCACUGCUUGAGUAUUGUUUUGUCCCAGUAUGAUCCAUUCAGAUGUUUAAGUGUUAUUGUCCCUUUAUUGGUAACUGAAGAUGAGAAAACUCUUGUUACGUGUAUUAACUGUUUGACAAAGCUUGUGGGCCGGCUUUCACAAGAUGAACUAAUGGCUCAAUUACCAUCAUUUUUGCCUGCACUUUUUGAAGCGUUCGGAAACCAGAGUGCUGAUGUUCGCAAGACUGUCGUCUUCUGUUUAGUUGAUAUAUAUAUCAUGCUUGGAAAAGCAUUCUUGCCAUACCUGGAGGGGCUCAACAGCACACAGUUACGGUUGGUGACUAUAUAUGCGAAUCGAAUUUCGCAGGCCAGGACAGGCUCGCCGAUAGACACUAACCACGAUUAGCGGAUUGGUUCAUUUAGGUACGAAUUGUGGGUUUGGGUGGUUGUUGCCUUGUUCAUCUGUUGUGUAUUUUGUAUAUUGUGUGAAUGCAUUUUGACUUGUAUUUUUUAAUUUUAUUUCACAUGUUUGUAUUUUCUUAUUCUUUUUCAAAUUCUCAUGCGUGUCUGGUUUGGAGGUAGAGAGUGCAUUUUGUGGGAAACAAUUAGUGUUACAGCGCACAUAUUGUAAUCUAAAAUUUUCCCAAACAGCG